AUGAAGCACCAAAAGAUUUACAAAAAUCAUUGUAAAACGCAAAAUUAUUGACAGAUGGAGGCGGGAUUGUGUAAGCCAAGAAAGUGGAUAUGGUUAAACCAUAGAUGGAGCUAUAAUAAUAACAGAAAUCAGCCAUGAAUACGAUAUUUCAAUACUAGAUUAUUAAAAACUUUAAUUGAAGAGCUCAUAUUUAGUAUAUUAUUAUUAGAGGAUGAGAGAGAUAUCAAGGCAAUUCUAGAUUCAAAAAUGCCAAACAAUUAUAGCCCCACCUAA
Blepharisma stoltei is the source of this 273-nucleotide messenger RNA. Lineage: Eukaryota; Ciliophora; Heterotrichea; Heterotrichida; Blepharismidae. The record is from the annotation of a GenBank genome assembly.